Molecule: messenger RNA, 1586 nt
Organism: Megalopta genalis
Lineage: Eukaryota; Metazoa; Arthropoda; Insecta; Hymenoptera; Halictidae
Product: methionine aminopeptidase 1D, mitochondrial
Biological process (GO): proteolysis
Molecular function (GO): metalloaminopeptidase activity
Source: RefSeq, a predicted model, not a curated record
UUAGGUUUUGCCUCAUUAGCUACUCUUCUGCGAUAUUCGUAGAACUCCCAAACUAAUGAUGGGUUUGUUGCAAAUGCUUCUGGAGUUGCGAGAUUUUGCGCUUGGUACUUCCGCCAAAAACCACCAGCACCUCUAAAUGUUGGAAUGCCGGAUUCUGCCGAAACUCCACUACCAGUUAAUAUUAACACGUUUUUCGCGUUUUGUAACACUUCUUGAAACGAUUUCAUGAUUGCAUUCAUACUUCACAUCUACAAAACACACGACUCGUACGAUCAGCUGAUUUCAACGCAGUAAACGCGAUCGUGACGUCAGUUGAUUCCUAAAUUUCAAAAGUGAAUAACUCUGCAUGUUUCUCGGUUACAUCACACUUCAACACAUGUUUGUUUUAUGAAAAUUAUUACAACAAAUCAUUCUACAUAGCGAAAUCGGUUUUCCAAUUUUCCAAAUCUCAAAACAAGCACCUGUUUGUGUUUAAUCACCAGUGUUUUAUAAUUUUUGGUUAUCUGUGCGAGUAAUGCGCUCUGUGAUCUGUAAAGAUUAAUUAAAUGAAGAUACACCUUGCCUCUUAAAAAUGAUCAGUAGAAACUUUUUUAAGUGGCUAUCAAAUACUCCAACACCCAAACGCGUGAAUAAUUCAUUUGGGAAUUAUGAAAUCGUCGAACCAUGGACAGUUACCAAAAUUAGAACAGUGCCGGAUUAUAUACCUAAACCAUCGUAUAGUAAAUCAGCCACACCAAGAGAAAGUCCAAAGAAUCCAGAAAUCAAGGACAAAAAUCAAAUUGAUUGUAUGAGAGACAGUUGUUAUCUUGCCAGAAAAAUAUUGAAUCAAAUUAAACAAUAUGUGAAGCCUGGUGUUACAACAGACGAAUUGGAUGCAAUAACACAUGAAAUGAUCAUAAGUAAUGGAUCUUAUCCUAGUCCCCUUAAUUAUCGUGGAUUUCCAAAAUCAAUAUGUACAAGCAUCAAUAAUGUAGCGUGUCAUGGUAUACCAGAUACUAGACCAUUACAAAAUGGAGAUACUUUAAAUAUUGAUGUAACAGUAUUUUUGAAUGGGUAUCAUGGAGACUGUUCUCGAAUGUUUGAAGUGGGAGAAUGUGACAAUGAAGCUAAACGAUUAAUAAAUAUCACAGAAUUAUGUUUACAAACAGCCAUUAAUAUAUGUAAACCAAAUGAAAACUUUUCUAGUAUAGGAUAUAUUAUUGAAGAGAUGGCAAACAAGAAUGGCUACACUGUAGUACCAGCAUUUGCAGGUCAUGGUAUUGGUACUUAUUUUCAUGGACCACCUGAUAUCUACCACUUUGCGAACGAUUAUCCUGGGAAAAUGUCACCAGGAAUGACAUUUACUAUUGAACCACUUCUAAGUCAAGGUUCCAAGGAAAUUCUAAUUUUAGAAGAUGGGUGGACAGCAAUCACCACCGAUAAUUCGCGUACUGCCCAAACUGAACACACUAUAUUAAUUACUGAUACUGGCUGUGAUGUGUUAACUCGAUAGUUACAUAAAGGUAUUGUCUCCACAUACAUAUUUCAAUUUAUGUACAAAGUUAUUAUUGUUAGUUGUAAUAAAUUAUUGUUACGUACUUCAUUAA